Messenger RNA from Dissoconium aciculare CBS 342.82, 700 nucleotides. RefSeq lists its product as uncharacterized. The transcript has a single exon. The record is from RefSeq and is a predicted model, not a curated record. The coding region runs from base 456 to 695 and encodes 79 amino acids. Lineage: Eukaryota; Fungi; Ascomycota; Dothideomycetes; Mycosphaerellales; Dissoconiaceae.
AUAGGGCCUCCACCACCCCGGCUAGAUCUAGGCCGGGGCGGAGACAAGUACCUCGAAGGUUAACCCCCUUUUAUAACGAUCGUCUCUCGCACGCGCAGCAGCGUUUGCACAUUGGGCUGCGCAGUCUCUCAGUAGGGCGCACGCAAACUCCUCCAUGAGAUCGGCUCGAAGAGUCUCACCACAGCAUAUGAUCUCACGUUGCGAACGAUCUGCGAUGGCAUUGAAGAUCGACAUCCGGGGACGUGCUUGACCGUCCAGCUACCGCGGAUCAGCUCGUUCCAGCCAGCUGGUUCGAGGGCGGCUCAAAGCGAUAUCGGCGAUCUUGAAGGCUAUGUUGAUUGGGCAUUCACUGGAAAUAUCCGACUGAGUACUCGAGUGAAUUUCGCGAAGUUGGUGCAUGGCGCGACUGAUUACAUUGACUCUUUUCCAGAGGUUGAGCAGCGGCGAUCUCUAGAAUGAGGGAAAUUUUUGUAGUGACAUCACAGCGUCUAUGCGACUUCGCACAUAAUUACGAGCUUCACACAGUACUCGAAUUUAUAAAACAUCAUCAACCAUCAUCAAAUUGGCGAAGAGCUUCUCGUCAUGGGUAUUCUCUCAGAGCAUCAGAGCGAUUCGGUACACAGCUUCGCACACGCGGACAUCAACAUCAAUCAUCAAAUCCUCCGGGGAUCGAUGAAAUCCAUAAACAACCAUAAAAAUC